Molecule: messenger RNA, 10147 nt
Organism: Acinonyx jubatus (cheetah)
Lineage: Eukaryota; Metazoa; Chordata; Mammalia; Carnivora; Felidae
Gene: GDAP2
Product: ganglioside induced differentiation associated protein 2
Exons: 14
Coding region: 285-1778 (497 amino acids)
Source: RefSeq, a predicted model, not a curated record
GACGUACGUGUGGGCUGUGGUUGGUGAGGGCCGGCCGGUAGCGGAAGCCGUGUUCGCCACUCAAAGCUCUUCCAGCUGGUCACUCCAGCCUCCUGGGACUUUGCCUCACCUGAUCGUCGAGCUCCUGGCGGGGGGUGUCUGGGGAUGCCGCUCGGCCGCUUUCUGCGAGGAGCUUAACCCGCCCCGCUACCGCCCGGAUGGGACCGCCGGAGUGCGGCUGAAGUCUCCAGUGAAUAUUGAAUUGCUGAGAAAUUUGGGGAAAGACCAGCUGAAGUUCCCAUUCCAUGGAUCCCUUGGGUGCCCCUUCCCAGUUUGUGGAUGUGGAUACGCUACCCAGCUGGGGCGACUCAUGUGAAGAUGAAUUAAAUACUUCCGAUACUGCAGCUGAAACAUUGCAAGAAAAUACUGUUAGAUCACCUUUUCUUUACAACAAGGAUAUCAGCGGGAAAGUGAUUCUUUGGAAAGGAGACGUGGCAUUACUGAACUGUACGGCCAUUGUGAAUACCAGCAAUGAAAGUCUUACAGAUAAGAACCCUGUGUCAGAGAGUAUCUUCAUGCUCGCAGGACCCGAUUUGAAGGAGGACCUCCAGAAACUUAAGGGUUGCCGGACAGGUGAAGCAAAAUUGACGAAAGGAUUUAAUCUAGCUGCCCGGUUCAUCAUUCACACAGUGGGACCUAAGUACAAGAGCCGCUAUCGCACCGCUGCUGAGAGCUCCCUGUACAGCUGCUACAGAAACGUGCUUCAGCUGGCAAAAGAGCAGUCAAUGUCAUCUGUGGGAUUCUGUGUCAUCAAUUCUGCAAAACGAGGUUAUCCUUUAGAGGAUGCAACACACAUAGCCCUUCGCACUGUAAGGAGAUUCCUGGAGAUUCAUGGGGAGACCAUUGAAAAAGUAGUAUUUGCUGUCUCUGAACUUGAAGAGGCUACUUACCAAAAGCUGCUACCUCUGUACUUCCCAAGGUCAUUAAAGGAGGAAUGUCGAUCAUUGCCAUACCUACCUGCAGAUAUUGGAAAUGCAGAAGGGGAGCCUGUGGUACCUGAACGACAGAUUAGAAUAAGUGAAAAACCUGGUGCCCCGGAGGACAACCAAGAAGAGGAGGCUGAAGGCUUGGGAGUAGAUCUCUCUUUCAUCGGCUCUCAUGCUUUUGCUCGAAUGGAAGGAGAUAUUGAUAAGCAGAGAAGACUGAUCCUUCAGGGCCAGUUAUCAGAGGCAGCCCUGCAGAAGCAGCAUCAGAGAAAUUAUAAUCGCUGGUUGUGUCAAGCAAGAUCUGAGGAUCUAUCUGAUAUUGCUUCUCUAAAAGCCUUAUACCAAACAGGUGUUGAUAACUGUGGGCGCACAGUGAUGGUGGUAGUUGGAAGAAACAUUCCUGUCACAUUAAUAGAUAUGGACAAGGCUCUCUUAUAUUUCAUCCAUGUAAUGGAUCACAUUGCUGUGAAGGAGUAUGUAUUAGUAUAUUUUCACACACUGACCAGUGAAUACAAUCACCUGGACUCUGACUUCCUGAAGAAACUCUACGAUGUUGUUGAUGUCAAAUACAAGAGGAAUUUGAAGGCUGUUUAUUUUGUUCAUCCAACAUUUCGUUCAAAGGUAUCAACAUGGUUUUUUACCACCUUUUCUGUCUCAGGACUGAAGGACAAAAUCCACCAUGUGGACAGCCUCCACCAGCUAUUUUCUGCCAUAUCACCAGAACAGAUUGAUUUUCCACCUUUUGUCCUUGAAUAUGAUGCCAGGGAAAAUGGGCCUUACUAUACAUCUUAUCCCCCAUCACCAGAUUUGUGACCUGCCAUCUUUUAGCGCUACUGGUUUCCAGGGACGUCACUUUCUCCACGAAUUGCUACCUAUUGAAGUGAUAUUCAUUUUUGCUCUUCAGAUCCAGAGAGCCUUUUGUCCCCACCUCUCUGGUAUUUUUUUAUUGACUGUAUAUUUUCUGGCACAUAAGCAAUCUGAAAAUGGUAGGCCAUUCCGAACUGCACACUUAUUUUAAAUUUGUAUAUUUGUAUCAAAUGAAAAUGUUCAUUUUUAGAGGGUUGUUAAUAGAAAUCGGGGAGCAACUUUUGAGUAUCUUCAGUUUCCUGAGAGGACACUAGAUUCUCCAUUAGACCAGCCACCAAUGUUGUCCAUGCCAUCUCUCUAACAUUGCACGCUUCCUUUGUGUACUUCACUGUUUCUCAAAAUAUAUAGAACCAGUGUGUGCUGACCAUAGAUGCAUUGUUUGCUUCAGAUCCUGGCACUACAUUUUAUGCAGAUAAUUUGCUUAUGAUAAAAGAGAAUUGUCUGGGAUCAAGGAUGUGGAAAUGUAUCUGAUCAAAAUACCAAAAUCAUUAGCAAAAUAUAGGUCUUAGAAUCUUACUGCACUAGUUAAGACGAAGAUUUAAGGACUAAAGUUCCUUGGAUUUAUGAUCUGUUAAGAUUGCCACUGUUCUGGUCUCAGUAGUGGAGGACAAUAAGACCAUAUCUUCCGCCUUUUUCCUAUAAUCAUGGGUGAUUUGGUUGCCUUAUUUUAGAGGACUUCACUUAUUAGUACUCUUAAGUGAAAGGUAUCUCUUAGACUCGAUCAGUGACCCUUUCGAGAGCAUGGUCUUCCCAGAGGUGUGAUUUUGUUUGGCUCUUAAAGCUACUCCCUCUAAGGACAUUUCCUCGCAGUGUCUCUUGAGUUGCCUACAUCAAUAUGGAGGAAGUUUGUUGCAGCAAAUGAAAUUCCAGAUUGCAUUUGCCACUCAGACUCUAUUUGUGCCUUAGCUUGUUUAUGAAUAAGAACCAGAAUUACGAUACCUACCUCACAGAGGUAUCCUAAGAGCAUUUAGAAAGGGCUUUUGAUGCCUUUGGGUGCAAAAUGCUAGCGGAGCUUAUCUAGGGUGUCGUUUCGGUCAGUCUUUAAAUGAUAAUAAUAGACUUGAGGGUACUACCAGGCACUCCUCUUGUCCUUGGCACCUUCUGAGUCAUUUUUCUUUUCGUGGGACAAGAGCUGCUAGUGAAAAAUCCCAACCGUGAGGACCUCCUUCCUACUUUGUCCAGAAUUUCUUCUGGCCUGCUCCUCCCCCAAUGCCACACUUUAACAAGAGGCAUCUGUUAGCCAUUUUAAACAUUUCUUCUUGAGUUAAGGUCAAACCACUGUCAUUUCCGUCUGGUUGUCUUCAUAUUCCUUUUGAUUCCUAUGCCACGCCCCUCCCUCAGUCCAUCCUGUACAUUGGUGGUUCAGGGAAGAAAAAGUAGAACCCUUCUGUUCCAGUGUGUUCAGGAUCAGUGCUUCCAAAGGUCCCAUACAUCUGUGCCCAAGUUAAUCGUUCAGUGGCGAUAAAGGAAACCUCCUCCUUUUAUGACAGAGAAAUUCCCCUAUAGUUGUAUUAGCUCCAUUCAAGCAACAGGGGGCUUUACAUUUCUUCGAUAAACCCUCUUCUCUUUUGUAUGUACUGGACACAUUUGCUUUGCAUCAGAUAUCAAAGCCACUUAGCUCCUUAUAUGUGCUUAUUUGGUAAGAGUUUCCUGUUAUGUUCCCUAGGUCAUCAGAUCCAGACAGCCAGUCAGUUGGCUGGUAUUAGGCUUCCUCCUUCCUCUCUGAUAGCACUGCUUUAAAUCCCUUAAGCUUUGAGCUUUAAAAAUCUGAAAAAUUAUCUUCAUCUUCUCCAGGCUAUUAUUAGAUCAGAGUUGGGGUCACUGGGAGCGGUCAUUAAAAAUAUACCACCUUUUCUUUUUUGAAAGUGGACUGGGCUACCUCCAGUUGGCAUCUGGCCUGAAUCAUUUCCUCUGUAGAUAAUAGAGGCUGCAAACUACUUUGCCGUUCAAAAGGCACUAAAAUUAUUGGAAACAAUAAUUUGGAAAGAAUGUCCCUCUGCUAUAUUCAUACGAGUAUAUUAAUGUCUAGUAACACAAGCAAGAUUCUACAUACAGUGAAAUUCUGGUUCAAUUGAUAUCCUAGGGUAUAAAGGUAUGAAAGUAUAUACAUAUCAGCCCCAUUUCACAAUUUAAUGGUGUCCAAAGAUAAGGGCUGUACUUUUCAGUGAAACUAAAUUUGGUAUGGGACCAAGCUCAUGCUUUUAUAGCUGCCUAGAGUGUUAUAUAAUGAAGUUGUUUCAGCGCAUUAAGUCCUACGAGGGGAACAUAGUGACCUUAUGGUGAAAUGAUCAUGUAAAGUUCAGUAUGUAUCUGCCUUUGUCAACAGGUUGCGUUGUCUGGAUAACAUGCCAUUUUCCAGGGACACAUUAGAGGAUAAAAGGGUGACUGGGUGGAGAUGAGCACUAGCAUCUGAUGUUAAUUCAAAGCCCCACCAAGUCUUUGAUUUAAUCCAACUUCGGUCAUGCCAGAUGCUAGUCGAAUUGAGGAAGAAACAACUUCUAAAAUUUUAAUUUAAUUCAUUAAUUCAUCCAAGGCAUAAUAGGAUUUUUUAAACAAGUACAUUUCUUCAGCGUAUAUUUGGGUUCUUCUUAACUCCUCUAUAUCCAAGUUUCUUGCUAGCGAAAAUAACGUCUGGAAAAAAACUAUCUUUAUUAGACUCCUAAAGCUUAGAGAUCAAGUGGUUUCAAGAUUUUCUUUUCUUUAAUAUACAUCUUAUUUCACUGGCUGGUGCUCUGUUAUAUUUAUUUUUUCAAAGGAAUCCAAGUAGUUUGAGACCAAACAACAGGAUUUUUAAUUUUGAUAGGAAAAAUGGAUACAGGUUUUUGAUCACAUAUCUGAAAUCUGAAAGGAUUAAAAUAUCUUGCAUUUCUAGAGAGGGAUGAGAGUAACCACUCCAGUAGAAGAACAGGGCCUGACUAUUUCUCCCUGUUCUCCAUUUGCUUAGAUAUUGUUUAAUGAAUUCAUACUGUAGGUAAUGGUUUCUUUUCUUUGCAAUAGUUAAUAAGAAAAUGAUAAAAUGUGGUUUCGGUAUAAGCUACAAAUCGCUCUUUGUGUUUCCCCUGAUUGUGUAUGUAUAUAUAGAGAGAGUUUAUGUUGAUUAAUAUAUGAAUAGAAAUGAUUAGAAUUUGAAGUACUAGAAGGAGGACUGUAUUUUAAGACCAGUGGAUUGAUUGUAUUAAUGACCCAGAGGACUAUAAGGUAGCAGCAUAUACACCUCUAAAAUUGGAGAUGGCCAGUGAGUUUCAGAUGGUUGUUCUCUUAAGUUAUGGUCAUCAUAGUCCACAUGCACUAGAAUGUUUUACCUACACUGGCACUGAUAUACCUCAUGGUACGUGAUUGACUCUCGUUCAGGAUUGUCUGAAACCAUGAAAGAUUAAAGGAGGACUCUACCUGUGAUCUAGGUCAUAUCAGAAACCCAGAGAUUAUAAGGAUUGCCCAGUAGGCCAAACCCUAUAUAUAUAUACAUAUACAUAUACAUAUACAUAUACAUAUACAUAUACACAUCCUAUAUACAUCUACCUUCAUACAUAUGUAUGUGAAUAUAUAUGUGUGUACACACACACACAUACACACCCAGUAAUCCACUUUGCAUCACAUUCUUUGAAUGUGGUUUCUAUGGCCCAUAUGUAGAUAACACAGAGCAAUAAAUAACAUAGUUCAAGCUUUGAUUCUAUCAGAAUAGCCCUUAAGCAGAUGAUAUCAAGGUCACUUUAUGUGUUAGUGGCUCUUUUGGAUAUUAGUUAAUUUUGUUUUCGUUGCUUCCAGGAAUAGUAUCUAAUCUUUUUACAUGAAACAAGCAUGAAAUGUAUAGGGUCACUGAGUUCAAGAAGAAAAACAGAUAUUCUGUGGGUGAAUUACACUAACAAAAUCGUAACUGCUGAAUGAUCUAAUAUUUUUGUUGAACGGUUAAAAUUAAUACAUUUUGUAUAUACAAUCAUACUUUUCCUUUGCGGUGUGUUUUGUUAGUGUAAGUGCACAGUCAUCAUAAACUGAGCCAGCACUUUGUUAGACCAAUUCUUGUGGGCCAAAAUAUUUACAUAAGAGUUUAACAUAUGUAAAUGAUUUUAAUUGCUGUUGGGCACAGAAGACCCAAAAAUGUUUUCUUGACAUGAUCUUAAAAUGUGUUUAUUCAGAAUUCAGAAUGCUUUUAUGAAUAUUUUAUUUUACUUUUUUUUUUUUUAAUGUUAUUUUUGAGAGAGAGAGAGAUACAAAGCGUGAGCAGGGGGAGGGGCAGAGAGAGAGAGGGAGACACAGAAUCCAAAGCAGGCUCCAGGCUCUGAACUGUCAGCACAGAGCCAGAUGCAGGGCUCGAACUCAAAGACUGCGAGAUCAUGACCUGAGCCAAAGUCGGAGUUUUAAGCAACUGAGCCACCCAGGUGCCCCUGAAUAUUUUACAUUUAAAAAUGUAUUUUGGUCUUUCUGAAGUUGAAGUUUGAUCCCAUCACUCUGUAAAUAUAGCCUAUGAAGAGCCAGUAGUAAAAUGGUAGUGUUUAUAUUGAACCAUAGGGUGGGAUAGUUUGUUUUGGUCAUUUACACCUGGAUUUUCUGUAAUCACCAAAGUUAACCUAUGGAGUUAAAUGCAGUGAAUUUUACUGUCAACCUUCUCUAUGGGGACUUGGACUAGUGUUUCUCAAACUUUAAUGCGCAUACAAUAAAUCAUCUGGCAAUAUGUCAAAAUGCAGAUUCUGAUCCAGUAGCUCUGGUGUGGGGCCUGGGAUUCUCAGUUCCUAACAAGCUCAGGUGAUUAUCAAUACUCCUGGUCCCAAGACCACAAGGAAAAGAGCCAAGACUAUAUUCAGCUUCCAUAUUUUCCCUGUUUCGAGGAAAGGAGAUAUAACUAUCGUAAUCCUUUCUGUGGGCCAGGCACUCCGAUUCAUUAUCUCAUUUAAUCCUACAAAUCCUGUGAGGUCGAUGGUGAUAGAGAGGUUAAAUGACCUGCUGAAGCCCACGCACACAAGCAGUGCAUGACAGAGGUGUGUUUCUCAAACUUGAAUAAUGCACAUCCCCUUUUAGUAAGGAGAGGUUGUCUUGGUUCCUCAGUGUUUACUCCAUUAUUUAUUAUGUUAUCUCAGUAUGUAUAAAGCUAUGUAUAAUGCUUUACGCUUAUAGUUCUUGCACAAUUAUAAAACCAGAAGAAGUUUAUAGAUUAGAUACAAGCAAAACUAUAAAACUAAUACAACUUAAAGUAACCAUAACGAAAUAGGAUGUACAACGAUGUUUUGCCCAAACAGAACUGUCACCCGUAAUGUGAUGAUGGUACUGAGCCCUGUAGCACAGGUUCCUUCAGGGUUAGCACACACCCGCCCUGUGCUGUGUGUGCUGCGUAGUGACUCAGCUGUCUCCCCCGUGUGUCUCAGUUCAGACUGUUCCUUUCAUUUGUUUAGCACGUAGUGGUAUCACUUGGCCUUCAUCUAGCUUGAAUGUAUCGUUCCCCUAUUAAGUCAGCCUCUGUUCUCCAUAAGCCCGCAGCCAAAGCAGAACCCAGCUUUAGUGUGCAAGUAAACAUAAAUACGAACGUAGGCACUUAAAAUGUCCUGGCAAAAUUGGGUUUUAAAGCAGUUUAUGUUAAUAAACUAAUAUCCGGAACAUGAAUAUUAAUUAUUUUGAAGUUUUUCAUCAGCACAAAAAAUAUCUAAUUCUCACAGUAAACUCAUGGAUUCCCCCAACCAAACACACACACACCCACACACUCACAUUCCCCCCCACCAUUCCCCCCACCCCCUGACCCAAGAAUUUUUAAGGAUGGUUAGUUAAUAUUGGUGCUUUGGCCCCUAACACACCUGGGUUCAGACCUCAGGCAUGGUUCUCCACCUUUUCUGAACCUCAGUGUUUCCAUGUAUUCAACAGGGAUAAUAAUACUCAUUGGAUAAUUAGAAAGAAAUGCAAUAAUGCUCAUAAAGCAUGGAUGGUUAAGUGUUUAUAGAAGGUAGCUACCAUUGCCUUGAUUAGAAAUAAUAAUAACUGGGGCUCCUAGGUGGCUCAGUCACUUAAGUGUCCAACUCUUGAUUUCGGCCGAGGUCAUGAUCUCACAAGUCAUGAGAUUGAGCCCCGUGUCAGGCUUCGCGCUGGGUGUGGAGCCUGCUUGGGAUUCUCUCUCUCCCCCUCUCUCUGCCCCUCCCCCACCUCAGAAUAAAUAAAUACUAAAAAAAAAAAGAACAACUAACAUUUGAGGACUUAGUAUGUGCCUUCUACAUUGCCAAGCUCUUUAUAUAUGUUACCUUCUACAUUGAGAGAGAGAAUCAGGAUUCAAAUCAAAGUCUGAUUUCAAAACUCAUACUCUUAAGUAAUAAUACAAAGCAUCAAUAUAAGUUGCUUAUUUAACAAGCUUAUUUAAUUUUAAUUUGUAUUUUCUCAAAAAUACUAUAAAACUAAUGAUGUUUCUCUGGAGGGGAUGUGGCUAAGGUUUUUUUAAACAAUUGUGUAAUGUGCUAAGAAAUUGACACAAUAAAUAUGAAUUGUUUUUCAAGGCUAUCAUGCUAGGUUGUGGUCCAGUAAAAGGGUAUUAGGACCGUUAGGCUCAACUUGUACAUUAAUGUUCUCUUGCACAUUUAACAUCUGUAACUAAUGAUAACAUGAGAUUCUUCCUGAAUCUCGAUAUAGCUUUUUUGCAGAAAAAAAAAAGAAUUCCUCCCCCUCACCACUAUUAUAUUCUUUGAUAGUUCUGAGAAAUAGUCUGCAGACAUCUAAGUUUCACCUGUGAGACAUAUUUUUAAAAAUUGCCCUGUCCUUUAAAAUAGUUUCAAAUAAGUUUUUUUACCUUCUCCUAGUUUUCUAAAAUAAGUUCUGGAGUUCUGAAAAGAACUCCAGAUAUGAACAAGCAUAUCUGUAGGCUGGGUUUUUACUGUUUUGUGUUUUUUUUCUAAUUGGGUGCUGGGAGAAAAUACCAGGAGAGAGUUGCAAGAGGAACUCAUUUAUUAACAAAGAUAGUAUGUAUCAAAAUCCAGUUCUUUCCCUACUUCCUAAAACAUACUUGCACAAAUUAUUAAGGCAGUGGAGAUACAUGAAACAUGAGGCUGCCACUGAAUUUUGUAAGGUCUGUUUUUAAAAAUAUAUAUAUUUUCUUUAUGACAUCCUAUAUAGAAGCAUAAUAAUAAUCUAUGUCGUGGAAAUUAUUGUUUCUGAUCCAGCCUCUUUUCCCCAUCUGCAAGAUCUUUAAGUUCAAUGAAUGUAUGGCUCUCCAUCAAGAUAGAAAAGAUGUCCUCUCUGCCUUAUCCUGUAGCCCAGCAUUGGAAAAUUGUUCUGGCUUCACAUUACAGAUAAGGCCCAGUUUUACCUGCUUUUCUCCAGUUUUAGCAGCCUGUUACUUGAUUUGGGUUGUAAGCCCUACUUCAAGUUAUUUUUCCUCUUUCUCUUAUUAAAGGCAAAUAAGAUCAAUUCAUUAUAACUUUGGAUGGAAUGGCCUCUCGUCUUUGAAUUUUUAAAAAAAAUCCAAAUUUAUUUUUUUAUAAGGAGGUAUCCAAAGCAUUUGACCAUUUCAUUAUGUCUUCUAGUUGAGAUGUGUCUGACAUUUUCAUUUUGAAAUGCUUAUUGUAAAUGAUAACAUUGGUUGUUUAACACAUUUUCUUAGGUGGGUUAUUAUCUGUGAAUUUUAUUUCUAAUAACAAAGUAAGUGUUAAAACUUACUAUGAAAGAGGCAUAGGUUCUCAAACAAAUGAGGAAGUAGAGGGCCAGGCAGGUUAAGGCAGCAACGUUGCGCUCACAGCCAGAUCAUGGUGAUAGUAGGUAGUUUCAGGAUGACCUUGCCCAUCUAUAGCUGGAGCCCUUUGGUUUAACUAUGUUUGCACGGCCCCCUGCCUUUGACAUUCCCUCUGAGACCUCUAAACAAGUUUUGUUUUGUUUUUUUUAAUUUAUUAUUUAUCAUUUAUUUUUUUAUCUAAGUUGCACUUGCUCAGCCAAGUUCCCUGGGAGGACCAGAGUUCAAGAAUUAGCAGCAGAGUUAUCAGUCAAAGUUAGGUAAGUGAAUGCACAGUUCACAGUUCACAGCGGACAUGCUGCACAGUUGUUUUCUUUGUAAAACACUUAGUACAAGACCAGAACUAUGAGGUGCUAUCAUUUCCUUGUUGAAUCCAUCCUGUUGCUAUGGAAAAUGUUGUCUUAGUAAAGUCGGUUUGGAGCCUCACGUACCCCCAUGGGAGUUACACAAGGAGUGAGAAAAAGGCAAGAACCCCAUUUUUUUUUUUUUUUUUUUUUUUUUUAGUUUUUAGUGGAGUGGCAUAGGGUAAGACUACUCUGCAUCUAUGGCUUUUUGUUUGUCUUGUUUUUAUGUUUAUAUAAUUUAUUGUGACAUGUAUCAAAAUCAAGUUGUAAAUAUAAUA